GCUGGUCGGUACCUUCUUUCGCUCUGGCUCUGAGGCUGAGAGCUUUCGCGGAAUCCGGCGCUUGGGGCGCUGUGUGGUCCAAGCUGUCGCGGUGACUUGGCCCUGGAACCCGACUAGGCCACCGUACCCGUCAGACGCCCCAGUUCUGAGUCGUCCAACGCGUCUCGCUCCGUUCUUGCGGUCUGCUCGGCCCUGGCGGUAGCGGUUGCUCUCUUGUCUCCCAGCCGCAAUGAGGAUUCGCGAGACGCUAUUUGAUCCUCAGCGUGCUUACCGGUGUCUCGCUCUGCUACCUUUGGAGUCUUUCACUAGAUGUCUCCACCACCCACCGGCACCUGCUGACCUACACUCCAGGGAGGCGUUCGGUCUUAAUUCCUCCUUUGCCCUUGUGCUAUCUUCUGGGCCUCCACAGAUUGAACAAUCUGAUAUACUUCAGGCACCAGUAUACCUGGUUGCUUUAUGAUCCUUUUUAUACAGACUCUGUAAAUACUUUUUCUAACCACCCAGUUUGAAUUUUCACCUGAACCUAGUUGACAUGGCCGUGACCUCCUCUCCUGGACUAGAGAAUCCCUGUUCACUUCGACCCAGUGCAAGUGUCUCUUUUCCUGUGAAACUUCUCUGACCCAUUCAGUCAUUGUUGCUUACUUUCCCCACUUGUGCCCUCACACAAUCAAGUACAUAGCUCUUAUAUAAUUCUUGAUCCACAUUUGUCUUCCGUACUAGACCAAAUUCCUUAAUGGCUCAGGAAUAUUUUCUUUUAUCCAUGCACUCCCAGUUCCUGGCAUGUAGUGCAUGUUCAACAAAUUAUUAAGUGACCGAAUGUAACUACUCUCACCUCCCUGUCUUCACUAACUGGAAGAGCCCUCUUUCGAGUCUCAAUCAGUGUUCGAAAUCCCAUUCUUUCAAUUACUCUCUGUGUGUAUUUAUUUUCCCUGCCCCAUUCCUGUCAGCUAAAAUAUAUUUUAGCUAAAUAUCCUAAAUUCUCCCUGACUGUCUUCUACCUGCUACCCUGGCUUUUUCCUUUACAGCCAAGCUCCCCAAAAGCGAAGUCUACAAAUUCUGUCCAUUUGUUCAUUUCCCAUUCAUUGUUUAAUCCACUGCAAUCUAGCCCUCAGCUACACUACUUCAAUGAAAUUGCUCUUUUUCGAAGCAUCAAUUAAACAAAUACCAGUUGAAUGGACUCUUCCUAUUCCUCAUACCACUUCUCUCUGUUGUACUUUACCUCUUUCACUUCUUUAUAGAAAUUCUUGCCUUCUUCCUGUCUCUCUGGCCACUUCACAGCCUUUUCAGGUUCUUCUAAUUUUAUGCAACGUUCAAGUGAUAUUUUUCACCCUCCGGUUCUUGCUCUUUAUCUUUUCACAAUACACAGUCUUCUUGGGUGAAUUUAUUUUGGGUGGCUUCAAUUCACAAUGUUAUUGCUGAGCUCCACACUCAUGUGUUUACUUAAUUUCUGAUUAUUGUUCCUUGGACAUUCUACAUGCAAACUAGGUAAACAUACUCAAAGACUUCAAUUUUCCUUUCUCACUGGUGCCUUCUCCUUUAUACUGUAUCUUGGUGAGUGGUGCUCAUGUCCACUUUGAUAGUGAUGUCAUGGACACCUGAAAAUUGUUCCCGAGCCUUCUUUUCCUCUAAUACACUGUCACCAUAUCCGUUUGUUCUCUAUCUCAGAUCUGCUUCCUCCUUUCAAGCCCCCAUGACACUGCCUUCAUUAAGACCCUCAUCAUGUCUCUUAUCCUGAGUUCAGCAUCCUCCUGUGGCACCCUGCCUGCAUUCUAACCCUCCUCCAGUCCCUUCAUCCUUCACACCUCUGCCAGGUUAAUCUUCCCAAAACAUAACUUUCAUCCUUUCACUUACUUGAUCAAAAAGUUGGAUAGCUCCCUAUUACCUACAGAAAGGCCUAUGUGCCUUUCCAAACCAACCUCAGCUUUUCCUCUUAUACCAGCUUUCUACUGUAGCCAAACUUGCUACAUCCAUUCUACCUUUUUGCCUGUGCUGGUGCCAUUUCUCAUGCCUGUACUGCUCAUCUUAUUCCUGAACAGAUACCCUGAAUCUCCCUCAACGUUUAGGGCCCACCUUAUAUUCUGCUUCUUCCCAGAACACUCCAGUCCAGAGUGAUAAUAGCCAAAUACACCUUGCAAUCUUACAAAUUGCUUCUGCCUGAGAGGUCAACACUACCAGCUCCAUUUUAUGAAUGAGAAUGAAAGAAUUGAGGCACAGAAGUUUGAAUGACUUACCGGUGGCUACAGAGCUGCCAAGAUACAGAGCCUGGACCUACCUAGCCUUUAGUCUUCUCUUUCCAGAUCUGUUUUUACCUCAGUGACCACUCCCUCUCUGACCUCACAGCAUUAUGGUCUUCAUCACUCCUUCAGUCCUCAAUCACAUACUACCUGUGGCCAGCAGAAACAGGGGUCUUGAGAGUCGGGGGCAAGGUCUAAGAAGAGAUCACCCUGUAUUUGACAUUGAAGUUGGCCAGAAAGUGCACAAGGGAUGAACCGAGCUACCUGGAAACUACCCUUGGGAACAUGGUCUGUGAAUGGAGAGCUCAUCUCCUGUCCUGGGUGUAAGCAAGUGGACCUCACCAGGGAUGUAACUGAGCAUUUUUUUCUGCAGUGCUUUUCUGCUGGGCAAUCCAAGAUGGCCAGGAACUGCUCCGAGUGCAAGGAGAAGAGGGCAGCACACAUCCUCUGCACCUACUGCAACCGCUGGCUGUGCAGCUCCUGCACGGAGGAGCACCGGCACGGCCCAGCCCCCGGGGGCCCUGUCUUUCCCCGGGCCCAGAAGGGCCCGCCAGGAGUGACUGGUGGUUCUGGGGACUUCGCCUUGUACUGUCCUCUACACACACAAGAAGUGCUCAAGCUAUUCUGUGAGACUUGUGAUGUUCUAACAUGCCAUAGCUGCCUCAUGGUGGAACACAAAGAACAUAGGUGUAGACAUCUUGAAGAAGUUUUGCAAAACCAGAGGAUGCUUCUGGAAAGUGUGACUACACAGGUGGCUCAUAAGAAAUCUAAUCUACAGACCUCUGCAAAGCAAAUUGAGGACAGGAUUUUUGAAGUGAAGCAUCAACACAGGAAGGUGGAAAACCAGAUCAAAAUGGCCAAGAUGGUUCUGAUGAAUGAGCUGAACAAACAGGCCAAUGGGCUCAUAGAGGAGUUGGAGGGCAUUACUAAUGAGAGAAAGCGGAAGCUGGAGCAACAGCUACAGAGCAUCAUGGUUCUCAACCGCCAGUUUGAACAUGUGCAGAAUUUCAUCAAUUGGGCUGUCUGCAGCAAAACCAGUGUCCCUUUCCUGUUCAGCAAAGAGCUGAUUGUGUUUCAGAUGCAGCGAUUGCUGGAGACAAACUGUAACACAGAUCCUGGCUCCCCUUGGAGUAUCAGAUUCACCUGGGAGCCUAACUUCUGGACCAAGCAACUGGCUUCCCUUGGCUGUAUAACUACUGAAGGUGGACAGCUGUCCCGGGCAGAGACUCCUGCUUAUGGAGGCUUACAGGGACCACCAUCCUUUUAUCAAAGCCAUCAGUCCCCAGUGGCACAGCAAGAGACUCUCAGCCACCCCUCACAUAAGUUCCAGUCUCCAGCACUGUGUUCCUCAUCUGUGUGCUGCUCCCACUGCUCCCCAGUCUCGCCCUCCCUCAAAGGUCAGGUCCCCCCACCCGGCAUACACUCAGCUCACAGCUUCAGGCAACCCUCUGAGAUGGCACCUCAACAACUGGGGUCUCUGCAGUGCCCUGCCCUGCUGCCCAGGGAGAAAGAGCUGGCUUGUAAUCCUCAGCCACCAAAACUGAUGCAGCCCUGGCUGGAAACGCAGCCCCCCGUGGAGCAGGAGAACUCAUCUCAGCGGCCGGGGCAGCAGCUGACUUCCCAGCCAGUGUGCAUCGUGCCCCCGCAGGAUGUUCAGCAAGGAGCCCAUGCCCAGCCCCCCUUACAGACCCCCUCCAUCCAAGUCCAGUUUGGCCACCACCAGAAGCUGAAGCUCAGCCACUUUCAGCAGCAGCCACAGCAGCAGCUGCCACCUCUGCCGCCUCCGCCGCCCCCACCCCAGCAGCCGCCGCCGCCACCUCUACCUCCAUCCCAGCACCUGGCUUCUAGUCAGCAUGGAAGCCCGCCUGGGCCUGCCUGCUCCCAGAACAUGGAUAUAAUGCACCACAAAUUUGAGCUGGAGGAGAUGCAGAAGGACCUGGAGCUUCUCCUUCAGGCUCAGCAGCCCAGCCUGCAGCUGAAUCAGACCAAAUCUCCUCAGCACCUUCAGCAAACCAUUGUGGGGCAGAUCAACUACAUUGUGAGGCAGCCAGCACCCAUCCAGUCCCAGAGCCAGGAGGAUGCCGUGCAGGCUUCAGAUGAGCCCCCAGCAUCUGAAGGUCCAAAGCCGUCUCUCCCUCUUGACAAGAAUACUGCUGCUAACUUGCCCCAGGCGUCUGGGGAAGAAACCCCUCCCAGUGUCCCCCCACUGGACAACACCAUCCGGCACUCCUCUCCAAAUGUGGUGAGAAAGCACUCCACUUCAGUGAGCAUCAUGGGCUUUUCCAACACACUGGAGAUGGAGCUGUCAUCUACCAGGCUGGCAAGGACCCUAGAGCCACAGAUCCAGAGCGUGAGCAGCCUGCCUGCCGCCCCUUCCCACAUGGUACCAAGCCUGCUGAGCAGCACCCCCACAACUGUGUCCAGCCUGAUGAGCAGUCAAAACCAGGCUAUGCCCAGCCUGACAGUGGGUCAUCUGCCGACCAUACCCAGCCUUGUGCGCGGCACACCCCAGUCCGUGCCCAGCCUGAUGAGUGAUUCCUCCCAGGCCAUCACAAACCUAGCAAGUGAUCAGUCACAGGCCAGGCCCAACCUGAUGUCUGGUCCCACCCAGGCUAUGCCAAGUCUGGCGACUUGCCCUCUGCAGAGCAUGCCUCCAGCUUCUGACGUGCAACCAGAAACUGGAUCCAGCUGCAGUCCUGGCUCUGGGCGAGCUGUAGGGAGCCUGUGCCCUGGAGAUGGGGCUGACCCCUCUCUCGGGAAUGCCCUGUGUAAGAUGGAAAGUGAGGAUUCUACCCGCUUCACUGACUCUCUGAGACAAGACUCCACAACCCCUGGUCUGGAUGCUUCCAAGGACUUGGCUAUCCCUUCAGAACUAGAGGAGCCAAUUAACCUCUCUGUGAAGAAACCCCCACUGGUCCCAGUAAUCAACACGUCCAUGGCUCUGCAACAGUACCGGAACCCAAAAGAGUAUGAGAAUUUUAAACAAGGAGCCCUGGAAUUGGAUGCAAAAGGGAACCAGAGUAUCAGGCCCUUCAACAGCGAGCCAAAGAUUCCCUAUGUGCGACUGGAGCGGCUCAAGAUCUGUGCUGCCUCCGCGGGAGAGAUGCCUGUGUUCAAGUUGAAGCCCCAGAAGAAUGAGCAGGAUGGGAGCUUCCUGCUGAUCAUUGAAUGUGGCACUGAGUCCUCCAGCAUGUCUAUUAAGGUCAGCCAGAACAACAUGCCUGAUGCUAUCCAGGCCCCAAGUCUGGGGGGAAGAAAGGUCACUGUCACUUCUCCGGCGGGGCAGCAGCCACCAGAGGGGGAGGGUGCAUCUCCUGAAGAACAAAGACUCAUUCCUCGGACCCCUGGAGCCAAGAAGGGGCCCCCGGUACCAAUAGAGAAUGAGGACUUCUGUGCUGUGUGCCUCAAUGGGGGAGAGUUGCUGUGCUGCGAUCGCUGCCCCAAAGUGUUCCACCUUUCCUGCCACUUGCCGGCCCUGCUCAGCUUCCCCGGGGGAGACUGGGUAUGUACCUUGUGCCGCAGCCUGACCCAGCCCGAGAUGGAGUACGACUGUGAGAAUGCCCGCUAUAAUCAGCCUGGAAUGCGGGCCACUCCUGGCCUGAGCAUCUAUGACCAGAAGAAGUGUGAAAAGCUGGUACUGUCCUUGUGCUGCCAUAGCCUCAGCCUGCCCUUCCAUGAACCUGUCAGCCCGCUGGCUCGGCAUUACUACCAGAUUAUCAAGAGGCCCAUGGACCUGUCAAUCAUUCGGAGGAAGCUGCAAAAGAAGGACCCAGCUCACUACACCACCCCAGAGGAGGUGGUGUCAGACGUCCGCCUCAUGUUCUGGAACUGUGCGAAGUUCAAUUAUCCCGACUCAGAGGUUGCAGAGGCCGGCCGCUGUCUGGAAGUGUUCUUUGAGGGCUGGUUGAAGGAGAUCUACCCGGAGAAACGGUUUGCCCAGCCAAGGCAGGAGGACUCAGACUCCGAGGAGGUGUCAAGCGAGAGUGGGUAUUCCACUCCGCAGGGUUUCCCAUGGCCCCCCUACGUGCAGGAGGGCAUCCAACCCAAGAGGCGGCGGCGACAUAUGGAGAAUGAAAGAGCAAAAAGAAUGUCGUUCCGCCUGGCCAGCAGCAUCUCCCAGGUGUGAGAGCUGGCGGUACAGCGAGCACUCUGGCAGCUGGCGCCCCAUCCUGUUGACCACUCCUCCCCACCUUUCAACUCAUUCUCUUCAGAUCGUGGAUGUGAGACAAGUCUUGUCGAGCUGUGUAGUGCUCUUUGCCGUUUGCAUCUUACAACAUUCAUUUGGGAGCCAUAGUGCAUCCACUACAGAGAAGACUUCAGUAAUAAACAGCAAAGAGGGAGGUGUUCCCUAUUACCAGAAAAAUCAGAUGUGUGGGGUCCACUUGACAAGACCAAGUCUGGUCAGGCUUGGGAGGACUUAACUUCCUUGGGGACUGCUCUCUGCUAAGGAGAGCAGACUUUUCUGACCUUUCAGUGUGCAGGGCUCAGGAGCAAUGUAUCUAUCUGAAAUCCUCCUGGGUCCAGAAGAGGGUAAAAGAAGGGAGAGAGGUUCUGACAUAUGGCAGGCCUGUGAUCCCUGGCCCAGCACAGCCAAAGACUGUCACUGUUUGCCUUUGCUUGGCCUGCCAGGACAGGAAGCUGCCCUGGGCAGGGUGAUGGAGGCUUCCAGAGGCCAUAGGUCUCAAUUGGUGCCUAUUCGGGUUCUAACGGUUUUCAGGGUAUUUGUUUCUCAUGCUCCCUGUCCCGAUGUUGACUUAGGUGGCCGCUAUGAAAGUGCUCUAGGUGGUAUGUAUGGCAUUCUUGACGGGGCCAGGUGGCUGUGCAGGGACCACUGACAGCUUCAGGCUCAGACAUGCAGGCUUAAGGAGAUGUCAACUUCAGAGCCUGUCCUCUGUGCCACUUACUUUGGGUUAAUAACUCUUCUUUAGUGUCAGAACCUGCCUUCCUAGGAGUGAUUGUCAGUGGCCAUCCCUUCAUUGUCUCCAUUCAGAGAUCUGGAGCCCAAGUUCUGCUUGGGUAAACCUGAGAGUUGGGUUGGGCAAGGGGAGUGACCCAGAACUGGCUCGCUGUGCUAGGCUUCUCCUCUGUCGUAGAGAUCCCAGUUCUCAGCCUUUCCAUGUUCUCAGAGCCAAAGAUCAGAAGUGAGUUCUCUGACUCGCUCACCCCCAGGCUGUCUGCAGCCCCCAAAAAAGUCAGGACUCUACUGGCAGCCCUUUUCUGUUGGAGGUUGGAGAAGGCCAAAGGGACUGCCAGGAGCAUGAUGUAAUCAUUCAUAGGGGAACUUCUGUCUAGGGUAGAGAAGAGGAAACUGACAGGUGAGAAGCCAGUGUCCUUCAGUGACUUUGAAGCAACUUCAGGACAUCACUUCUCCAAGAAUGCAGAAGGAAAUGUUCUGGAAGCCAUGGGAACAGGAAUUCCAGACUCUAUCUCGGAUGGAGAUGGAUCUUCAUGGUCCGUGUGGGGUGUUUGGGGAAGGCUGCAUAGGCAGAUGCUGGGGGUCAAGCUACUUCCUCAGCCAGGACUUGGUUGAGAAGGACCCUAUUGCUGAUGGUGUUGGGGGAGCUGCAGACCUGGUGCUUCAGUGGGCUGGCCCAGAGACAUCACUUUGUCGUGGCUUGGCUUUAUUUUUGCUAAAAGAUGAAAUUUAAGGAAGCUGUUGUUUGUAGGGCCUUUGUUAAGGGGAACAUUCUGCUCAGAGAAAGCUCUGCUUUCCUUGUCAGUCGGUGGUGCUGCUCAUUUCCUUUGCCACCCAGGCUGAGAGGCCAUCCUCCGCCGGCCAUUCUUUCACCAGCACCUGCCAGGCUCUCCUGUGCAGACAGGCUUCCAUAAUCCCGUUUCCCAGUUUGGGGUAACUAAGUCUUUCGUGCUUCACUAGCCAGGCAAUCUUUAGACCUAGCCCUCUGUUCUUUGGGGCUCACAUGACUCUCUGGCUUGGGCUCUGGCCACUUUCCUUUCAAUGUUUAAAUCGUUUUCUCUGUUUAGUUGACUUGGCGAGGUUCCCUCUGUAAUUACCUCAUGAAUUCAUGCUCUAGGUCAUCUUUCCUGUGUUGUGGCCCCCAUUUCCACCUUCCCUGAGUGAGAAUCAUGGUGCUUUGUGUCAGAUAGCCAGGUGAGGGCUGUGACAGUCUCAAACCUGACUGAGAUCCUUCCACAGGACCAACCGGAGACUACAAAUAUAAAGCAGAAAUGUGGGGCUAAAUGCUUAGCUCCCCUUUUAUUCGUGAAGCUCUUAGCUGGGUAUAGCCUGCUGGACCAGGGGAUCGUAGUAACGUAGUCGAGAGUCACAUAUUCCUUUCCCACCGCAGAGACCCUGCAUGCUGAGAGGCCCACUUUCGGCACCUGAGCAGAUGUAGGGUAUCCUCCCUGCAAGGGUGCAAGGCCAUGGCCCGCCACACCACCCCUGCACUGCUUACCCCACACCACUGCCCUCCCCCAGGCUUUUCCUGUGUACUUAGCACCAAUGUUUUGUGUCAUGGUUUUUGUUUUGUUUCGUUUUGCAUGCAGAAAACAGAACAUGACUUUUUAUAAAUUAAAGAAAAAAAAGCUGCUAGCUGA
Leopardus geoffroyi (Geoffroy's cat) is the source of this 8789-nucleotide messenger RNA. It is a transcript of the gene TRIM66, whose product is annotated as tripartite motif containing 66. Gene Ontology annotation, molecular function: protein binding; zinc ion binding. The coding region runs from base 2485 to 6360 and encodes 1291 amino acids. Lineage: Eukaryota; Metazoa; Chordata; Mammalia; Carnivora; Felidae. The record is from RefSeq and is a predicted model, not a curated record. The transcript has 20 exons.